UCAGGAACCGGAAGUCCGUCUUGGAUGGCAUCGGCGGCGGCCUCUGCGUGGAGCUGAUCUCAGGGGCUGCGCCUUCCCGCGCCCGCUGGUUGCCUCAUGGUGCGGGCCGCGGCCGCCAGCCCCGGUUCGGAUCGGCGGCGCUAAGGCGCCGGGCAGCAAGCGACAUGGCGUCGGGCCUCCGCGCCGCCGUCUUUCCGCGCUGGAAGCGCCAUAUCUCGGAGGAGCUGAGGCGCCGGGACCGGCUGCAGAGGCAGGCGUUCGAAGAGAUCAUCCUGCAGUAUAACAAGUUGCUGGAAAAGUCAGAUCUUCAUUCGGUGCUGGCCCAUAAGCUGCAAGCUGAAAAGCAUGACAUACCAAACAGGCAUGAGAUAAGUCCCGGACAUGAUGGCACGUGGAGUGAUAGUCAGCUGCAGGAAAUGGCCCAGCUGAGGAUUAAACACCAAGAAGAGCUGACUGAGUUACACAAGAAACGUGGGGAGUUAGCUCAGUUGGUGAUUGACCUGAAUAACCAGAUGCAGCAGAAGGACAAGGAGAUGCAGAUGAAUGAAGCAAAAAUUGCAGAAUGUUUGCAAACCAUCUCUGACCUGGAGACUGAGUGCCUGGAACUCCACACUAAGCUUCAGGACCUCGAAAGAGUCAACCAGACCCUGAAGGAUGAGUAUGACGCCCUGCAGAUCACUUUCACUGCCCUGGAGGAGAAACUGAGGAAGACUACUGAGGAGAACCAGGAGCUGGUCACCAGAUGGAUGGCCGAGAAAGCCCAGGAAGCUAAUCGCCUAAAUGCAGAGAAUGAAAAGGACUCGAGGAGGCGGCAAGCCCGGCUGCAGAAGGAGCUUGCAGAAGCAGCAAAGGAACCUCUGCCAGUUGAGCAGGAUGAUGAUAUUGAAGUCCUUGCGGAUGAAACCUCUGAUCACACUGAGGAAACCUCUCCCGUGCGUGCCAUCAGUAGAGUGGCCACUAAGCGACUCUCGCAGCCUGCUGGAGGCCUUCUGGAUUCUAUCACUAAUAUCUUUGGGAGGCGCUCUGUCUCUUCCUUUCCAGUUCCCCAGGAUAACAUGGAGACUCAUCCUGGUUCUAGUAAAGAAGUGAGGGUGCCAACGACUGCACUGUGUGUCUUUGAUGCCCAUGACGGGGAGGUCAACGCGGUGCAGUUCAGUCCGGGUUCCCGGCUCCUGGCCACAGGAGGCAUGGAUCGGAGGGUGAAGCUCUGGGAAGUGUUCGGAGACAAAUGUGAGUUCAAGUGUUCCCUGUCUGGCAGUAAUGCAGGAAUUACAAGCAUUGAAUUUGAUAGUGCUGGAUCAUACCUCUUAGCAGCUUCAAAUGAUUUUGCAAGCCGCAUCUGGACUGUGGAUGACUAUCGGUUACGGCACACACUCACGGGACACAGCGGCAAGGUGCUGUCUGCCAAGUUCCUGCUGGACAAUGCGCGUAUUGUUUCUGGAAGUCACGACCGGACCCUCAAACUCUGGGAUCUACGCAGCAAAGUCUGCAUAAAGACGGUGUUUGCGGGAUCCAGCUGCAAUGAUAUUGUCUGCACAGAGCAGUGUGUGAUGAGUGGACAUUUUGACAAGAAAAUUCGUUUCUGGGACAUCCGAUCAGAGAGUAUCGUCCGAGAGAUGGAGCUCUUGGGAAAGAUUACUGCCCUGGACUUAAACCCAGAAAGAACUGAGCUCCUCAGCUGCUCCCGAGACGACCUGCUAAAAAUUAUUGACUUACGAAUAAAUGCUGUCAGACAGACAUUCAGUGCCCCUGGCUUCAAGUGCGGCUCUGACUGGACGAGAGUUGUGUUCAGCCCUGACGGCAGUUACGUGGCAGCAGGUUCGGCUGAAGGCUCUCUGUACAUCUGGAGCGUGCUCUCCGGGAAAGUGGAGAAGGUCCUUUCAAAACAUCACAGCUCCUCAGUCAACGCGGUGGCCUGGUCGCCUGCCGGCUCCCACGUCGUCAGUGUGGACAAAGGAAGCAAAGCUGUGCUGUGGUCAGAGUAUUGACGGCACCUCGUCAGGAGAGAGCGGAUCAGACGCCGGCGGAGCACGCGGGCCCCACAGCUCUGUCCUGGCAGAUGGCGCGUGGGGUGUGGCUUUGACCUCCAGAGAAGAGCUCGAGCUGUGGGGUGCAGUCGCCUGCCUUUGAGGAGGGCUCCUGAGGGUCACAGCUGAGGUCUCAUGGCCGAAGGAGUAACAGUGAAAGCAGCCUAACGCUGCGGUCACUCAGCAGAGGUUCAGGUUCUUGCCCUGAUUCGAGUGGGAAACACUACUGGCUCUGAUCUUGCAUACCUCAGCGGGGGGAGCGCAGGCACCCGCUGGUGUCCUCCCUGAGCGGCAGUGCCAAAAACGCCCCCCACCCCGGGGUGCUGGUCCUCCCCCUGUGCUUUCUCCCGUCCUCCCAAAGUCGGUUCUGGCCUCAUGCGUGUCCUUUCACCUGGGGUCAUUUUCCCAGGGGAUGUGCUUUAAUCAUUGGAGUAACGGAAACCCAAACAGGAUUACCCCUGCCCUCAGCCCACAGGGACUGCCCUGACUUCUGAGGCAACAGCAGGACUGUGGUCCUUCCUGCUGCUCUGUGUCUUUAUUAUGAGGCUCUUACUCUGAUCUCAUCUGAUCACUGUUGGAAUUUCCAUAGAUCUCCUAAACUGUUCUUAUAAAGCAACUGUUCUGCAAAACUCCCUCCCCGCCCCC
This is a messenger RNA of Hippopotamus amphibius kiboko, 2672 nucleotides long. It is a transcript of the gene ATG16L1, whose product is annotated as autophagy related 16 like 1. The transcript is spliced from 18 exons. NCBI's taxonomy places the organism in Eukaryota, Metazoa, Chordata, Mammalia, Artiodactyla, Hippopotamidae. The record is from RefSeq and is a predicted model, not a curated record. Bases 165 to 1988 code for a protein of 607 amino acids. Gene Ontology annotation, molecular function: protein binding. Gene Ontology annotation, biological process: autophagosome assembly; negative stranded viral RNA replication. Gene Ontology annotation, cellular component: autophagosome membrane.